AUGCAACAAAACUGCUUACUGGUCAAAGAUGAAAAACUAGAUGAUAAAUGGAUUAGCCGGAAAUUAUCAACUACAUGUAACUGCACUGAACUGCUUGAUCUCAAUCUGUUAAUUAAUUUGCAUUGCGAAGUUUUUCCAUUCAGUCAUGAUGUGCUGGUUCAAAUCUUUUACAUCACUAUAUUCACUGCAAUUAUUAUUCUUGCUGUGUGUGGCAACUUCACCGUUAUAUGGAUAAUCUUAUGUCAUGAACGAAUGCGUACUGUUACGAAUUAUUAUUUGUUGAAUCUCGCAAUUUCUGAUGCUGCCAUAUCGAUAUUUAACACCGGUUUUUCAUGGACUUACAAUUUCUACUACGUAUGGAUAUUUGGUUCCACAUACUGCGCAAUUAACAACCUUAUGGGUAUAGCACCAAUAUGUGCUAGUGUUUUCACUAUGAUCGCAAUGAGUAUUGAUAGAUAUGUAGCGAUCGUAUAUCCAUUGAGCAAAAGAAUGGGACAACGAGCGACAGUUAUAAUAAUUGUUGCUAUUUGGAUUGUUGCUGUACUAUGUGGUUUACCCGCUUUAUUAGCUUCAAAACAAGAAAUUAAUUAUUUUGUUGACGAAAGGAACAAUAUAUUUGUUGAUCCAAUUUGUUUGGCGGAUAACUUCCCAGAUGGCAAUGCUUUGACCAGCAAUUUGUUUGCUCUAUACAAUAAUAUCUUACUGGUUGUGAACUAUAUACUGCCUUUAUUGGUGCUUAUUUAUACUUAUGGACGGGUUGCCCUAAUACUCAGGACACGUGAAUCAAUUGGUGAUACACGCAAUCAAGAAAAUAUUAGAGCGAAACGGCGUGCAGCGAAUAUGCUAGCAUUAGUAGUAAUGAUUUUCAUGGUGUUGUGGUUACCAUACCAAUUAUAUUUUGCGGUUCUUUACACUUACGUGGGUGCAUUAUUCGAUCAUAAAAUGUCAUUGUACAUAUAUUUGAACAUCUAUUGGCUUGGCAUGAGCUCAACAAUCUUUAACCCCAUUAUUUAUUAUUUUAUGAAUCAAAGGUAUUUCAUUCAUUUUAUACCGAAGUUUUAUUUCAAUUUCUGUCUUAAAAAAGUACUCUAG
Molecule: messenger RNA, 1092 nt
Organism: Thelazia callipaeda (thelaziosis nematode)
Lineage: Eukaryota; Metazoa; Nematoda; Chromadorea; Rhabditida; Thelaziidae
Source: the annotation of a GenBank genome assembly